AUGUCCCUAGAUAAUUGCUUUGUGGACGAGGUGGUCGAGCCCAUCCACCUCAUCGAGGUUGACCAACAGCAGCCUACGCCUCGCUCUCGCCAAUCCCAUCUCUCCACCGUACAGGACCUCGCCGCGCAUUUUGAUCAUAACAAUGACUACGCAUGUCGCUAUAUCUCUAUCUGUCAGCGCAAUUCUUGGCAGCCGUUGCAGGCUACUAGGUCUAUGCUGGAUCUAAUCGUCGCUAAACAUGGCAUCAGCUCAUCAAUUUGGGACGUACCCUCGUGCUUCUAUCGUCGCAACCGAGAAGUGGAAGAGGUGUUUUGCGUUCCUUAUACCGAGUCACGGGAUGGCUCCAUCAUAGAAGUAUCUUACACGGUGAGAUACCCGGAGCACAAGACAAACGCGGACCAAUGGGUAAUUCGCCAGACUGGUAUUUACCACCAAUUGAACACCAAGACUGGCCAAAGCCUUUACGUGCUAUUCAAUCCGAUGUCUGCAUCUAAGGCACAUCGUGAGGCGCAAGAGUGGUUGCUCACUCAUGCUCAAGAAGCCCAGAAAGAACCUUUCUGGCUUCACAGAAUCGUGUUCUCAGCGUACUUUCCAGCGUGGAGGCAGUACAUCGCAUCACUAGAGAAUGAAUACUUACCCAUUGCAAACGGUGUUAAUGUAGCAUACGUUGAUGAGCCUUUGCGGAUUGGAUUCGAAAACCUAAGCACGACAAUGGGCCUCCAAAGGCGGUUUCUCCAGAUAUCUACCGUACUAGCACCAGCUGCAGAAGCUCUCGACGAGAUUUAUAUUCUUAUAACUUCCAUUUCGCUGACAAUACCAAUCCACCCGAGGGCACAACAAUUCAAAAACUACCAUCGACAAUGUAUAUCGUACUCACGCAUGGCAACACAUCUACAACAACGCUCUCAGAUGACGGCCCAACUUUUAACAGACACGCUAUCGUUCCGCGAUCAAGUCAUAGCAAAAGAGCAGACCAAAAACAUACUGCAACUGAACAAGUCCGCAGUUUUUGUGACGUUCUUGACAUUACUUUACCUGCCUUCGUCAUUCUUAACCUCCUUCUUUGGCAUGAAUUUCUUUGCAAUGGAUCAAGAUAACAGUCGCAUGAUCGCUACGUCGAUGAUCUGGAUAUUUAUAGUCUCCUCGGUUGUAUUGACUACCAUCACGUUUCUCAUUUACCGCUGGCGGGUACAGCGUGAUAGCGAUCGACACGGUAUGAUGCUUCGCAGUCUCGUACCUCGAGUGAACGUUCCCACGGACUGGAAUUUGAGGUUUAUGACGCGGAGGUUGACGUCAAACCAAACCAGCGCCGAUUUCGGCCAGAAAGAGUCGCCAGCUUGA
Talaromyces proteolyticus is the source of this 1341-nucleotide messenger RNA. RefSeq lists its product as uncharacterized. Gene Ontology annotation, biological process: transmembrane transport; metal ion transport. The record is from RefSeq and is a predicted model, not a curated record. Gene Ontology annotation, molecular function: metal ion transmembrane transporter activity. Bases 1 to 1341 code for a protein of 446 amino acids. The transcript has 4 exons. Gene Ontology annotation, cellular component: membrane. NCBI's taxonomy places the organism in Eukaryota, Fungi, Ascomycota, Eurotiomycetes, Eurotiales, Trichocomaceae.